GCUAGUAGGACAGGAGAAUGGGCAAGGGGAGCACAUGACCCAGAAGCAACACUUGUUUCAUUGGUCUAAACUUUAGUUUUUCAUUCACCUAGACAGCAUAUAUCUAGGGAGCAGUUGGUAAAAGUCGAAUGUAAAGUGCCAUUCGUAUAUUGGUUUAAUAAAGAUUUUUUUUUUUGGUUUCAGCUGACUCUCCCCUCUUCUUCCUCUGUUGAUUUAGUAGACCAAUUAAAAUGGAAGUAAUUUCACUUUUAAUAUGUGUUAAGUAAAAUACAUAAAAUUUAGUUUUGAGGAUUAAACUGUAUUUAUUUUCCCCCCAACCUUUUCAGUAAAUAACAGAUGCGGGUGAAAGAGCCAUCCAAAGUUUUACCUGAGAAAGCCAAAAGAAGUAAAAGGCCUACUAUACCUCAUGAUGAAGACUCUUCAGAUGACAUUGCUGUAGGUUUCACUUGCCAGCAUGUAAGUCAGGCUGUCAGUGUGAAUCAUGUGAAAAGAGCAAUAGCUGAGAAUCUGUGGUCAGUUUGCUCAGAAUGUUUAAAAGAAAGAAGAUGCUGUGAUGGGCAGGCAGUACUUCCUUCUGAUAUUUGGUUGUGCCUCAAGUGUGGUUUUCAGGGAUGUGGUAAAAACUCAGAAAGCCAACAUUCAUUGAAGCACUUCAAGAGUUGGAGAACAGAGCUUCAUUGUAUUGUAAUUAGUCUGAGCUCUUGGAUUAUAUGGUGUUACGAGUGUGAUGAAAAAUUAUCAACACAUAGUAAUAAGAAGGUUUUGGCUCAGAUAGUUGAUUUUCUCCAGAAACAUGUUUCUAAAACGCAAACAAGUGCAUUUUCUAGAAUUAUAAAACUCUGUGAAGAAAAAUGUGAGACAGGUGAAAAAAAGAAGGGAAGAAAAGGCAGCAGUGUGGCAUCUGUAAAAGGAAUUACGAACUUAGGAAAUACUUGCUUUUUUAAUGCAGUUAUGCAGAACUUGGCACAGUCUUACAUUCUUACUGAACUGAUGAAUGAGAUAAAAGAAAAUGGUACAAAACUCAAGAUUUUUCCUUCAUCAGACUCUCAGCUGGAUCCAUUAAUGGUGGAGCUUUCAAGCCCUGGACCACUGACCUCAGCCUUGAUCCUGUUUCUUCACAGCAUGAAGGAAACUGACAAAGGAUCGCUUUCUCCUAAAGCUCUCUUCAGUCAGCUUUGUCAGAAGGCCCCUCGAUUUAAAAGUUUUCAGCAACAGGACAGUCAGGAGCUUCUGCAUUAUCUGCUGGAUGCAGUGAGGACAGAAGAAACAAAGAGAAUACAAGCUAGCAUUCUGAAAGCAUUUAACAACCCAACAACUAAAACUGCUGAUGAUGAAACUAGGAAAAAAGUCAAAGCAUAUGGAAGCGAAGGUGUGAAAAUGAACUUCAUAGAUCGGAUCUUUAUCGGUGAAUUAACUAGCACAGUCAUGUGUGAAGAAUGUGCUAAUAUCUCCACGGUGAAAGAUCCUUUUCUUGAUAUUUCACUUCCUAUAAUAGAAGAAAGGGUUUCAAAGCCUGUACUUUGGGGAAGAACUAGUAAAUAUAGGAGUUUACAGGAGACACGUAAUGGCCAAUACAGUGGCCCUGUUACUAUAGAAAAUACUCCUCAACCCAGAGCCAUCAGGAAGCAGUCUCCAUCUAAAGAUAAGAAUCAACUAAUUCAUGGCAGAAAACGUACAAGGAAAUUGUCAUCUGGAGAAGAUAAGGCUGUUGUCAUGUACCGGAAAAAUGGAAACAUGGAAGUGAAUGGGGAUUCGUCAGUGUUCGCAGGCAUCAGGGACGCUGGAUCAAGCCUGGCCGAAAACCCUGCCGAGGGCAGUGAAAAAGAGGCCGGCCGCUGUGAGAGCAGCGCUGACGCUGACAGCGAGGCCUCGGAGUCCGAGAGCGCUUCUAAGCAGGCGGCGCUGCCCAGGCCCGGCAGCGGGGGCUCGAGCGAGCCGCCGGCCAAGGAGCCAGAGAGUGCUGAUGAGGGAGUGGCGGCAGCUAUUUCUGAGCUUCACUUAAGCAGCGCUGCAACUGGAGAUGGAGAUUUUCGUGGAGAAAAUCAGCCACUAAGUCUUCCAAAUAAUUUAUAUUUUUCAGAGGAGAAGCAUACGUCUCACAGUCCCCAAGAUGCUUUUCAGACCCUUUCUCAGAGCUAUGUGACUACUUCUAAAGAAUGUUCAGUUCAGUCCUGUCUCCACCAGUUUACCUCUAUGGAGCUAUUAAUGGGGAACAACAAGCUUCUCUGUGAGAACUGUACUGAAAAGAAUCAGAAGUGCCAAAGGGAAACCGGGUCUGCAGAAAAGAAAGCAGAAGGGAUUUAUACUAAUGCCAGGAAGCAGCUGCUCAUUUCUGCUGUUCCAGUUAUUCUAAUACUCCACCUUAAAAGAUUCCAUCAGGCUGGAUUGAGUCUUCGCAAAGUAAACAGACAUGUAGAUUUUCCACUUAUGCUUGAUUUAGCACCAUUCUGUUCUGCUGCUUGUAAGAAUGUAAGCAUGGGAGAGAAAGUUCUCUAUGGUCUGUAUGGCGUAGUGGAACACAGUGGCUCAAUGAGAGGAGGUCACUACACGGCAUAUGUGAAAGUGAGAACACCCUCCAGGAAAUUACUGGAACAUAUCACUGGAAAGAAAAGUGUACCUGGCUUGAAAGAACCUGAUAGUGAAUCAGCAGACCAGUGGGUCCACGUUAGUGACACUUACGUACAGGAGGUUCCAGAAUCAAGAGCACUUAGUGCACAAGCAUAUCUUCUUUUUUAUGAAAGGAUAUUUUAAUUAUCUGUUAAUUAUUAAGGGUAAUGAUUACUUAGAUCACUUUUAUUUAAAUGCUGCCAUGAUAACUAUAAUAUGCAACGUGCCUUUGUAGUCUGUUCUCUUCUGUAGGAAUAGCAUGCCCCUCAGAUGCUCCUGAACAUUUUUACCAUUUGGGCGAAUCCUUUUAAAGUAAAUUAAAUUUAGUCAAUGCUUUCAGAUUUAUAUUUUUAAAUAAAUGUAAACACAUGUUUUAAAAAAAAAUGUUUGUCCUAGAACAAAACUAGAAUUUACAGUAGUAGAGAAACUCCUUUAUGAUGUGACUUACUGUUACAAACAUGCAGAAAUGCUGCUGGCUAAAUCAGAUCCUUCCCUGAAACAGUGUUAUCCAGCCCUGGCCGGGUGGCUCAGUGGGUUGGAGCAUUGUCCCAUACACCUAAAGGUUUUGGAUUUGAUUCUUGGUCACAGCACAUACCCAGGUUGUGGGUUUGAUUCCCAUUUGGGGUGCAUAUCGGAGGCAAGUGGUCCAUGUUUCUUUCUCUCCCUCUCUCUCUAAAAUCAAUAAAAAAUAUAUUAAUAAUAAAACAAAACAGUGUUAAAAAAACAAAAAACAAAAAAAACAGAACAGUGUUACCCAAAUGUGAGUCACAUACCACCUUUCCGAUAUAUAUGUAUCUCCAAUGCCAUUAUUUACUUAUAAUUUUUAACCAUAUUUUUAGCCUUUUUUUUUUAACCAUAGCCCUGUUUUGAGCAUAUUCAACAUUUUAUGUGCUAGCUGUAUUUUUUUCUAAUAAACUUUAAAAUAAAUGUAUAACUAUUAAAGAAAAAUUGUUCAUUCAUGUAGCAAUUCACUUAAAAUCAUCUCAGGACUAUCCAGUGGUAUAUGUAUGCUACUGUGUGGGAAUAUCGCUGUCACGUAUACUUACACAGUAGGCAUAGUGACCGUGUCAUAUUUUGCAUGAUUCAGCCAUAUGAAAAGGUAUCACUGUAACUUCAGCAAUAUGGAUUUACAAAUAAUAUACUGAUUAGCUCAUUGUGGUUUUGAGAACUUAAAAAAAUAUUGAAAUAUUUCAUCAACAUAUUAUUUGUAACCUAUUCGUAGUGGAGUUGAGGAUAAUUUGCAAGUGAUUAGCCAAUGUCAAAAUAUCAUUAUAGAUAAUUGUUACACGCAGAAUUGAUAAAUAGAAGUUGUUAAUCUGUAUGAGAUCAUAGGAUAACUUUGAAAUAUAAAUUACCAAAUUAAAUUUGUAAAUGGUAGAGAAUUCUUAUAGUUAACAGGGUAGUAUAAUACAUUUCUUUUUAGUUUUGUAGAUCAGUAAAUAUUAAUCAUGGCAUUAGGGUUUUGUGAUCACUUUGUAUUCAACAAGCAUCAUUAAUAAGUUCAAGUGAGUUUAGCUUUUAUUUUAAUGGGACAUGAAGUUGGCAUUUCUGAUUUUCUUUUUAAAUAAUUAAAUAAUAGCAAAGAUAUGAUAGUUUUCCCCCUAGAAUGCAAAUUAUUAAGCUGUCAAAACUUGGCAUGAAAAUAUUACUCUUGCUUGGGCUUAAAUUUUGAAAAAAAUAAUCACUUAUUGGUGUCACUUGAUUGAAUCAAAAUGUGUAAUUGCAUGGUUCAAGCAUCCUAACCAUUAGUGCUAAGGAAUGAUACUACAGGCAGGUGCUGGGUAAGUGCCUACCCCCAGUUCUCCUCUUGGGAAGGAAAAGAAUAGUGGCUGGAAGUAACAAUGGAACUAUUUGACCAAGACUCUGGUUCUUUUUAACAUGUAAGUACAUAUAACAUUAUCAAGGUUACCAGUGCUGCCUUUUGAUAUAUGGAUGAAUGGAAUUGUGAUUAUUGUUAAAGAGGGUGAUAAUAUACAAAAUGUAGAACUUAAAAUUAUGGCACAAAUUCUAUUUU
Molecule: messenger RNA, 4621 nt
Organism: Miniopterus natalensis
Lineage: Eukaryota; Metazoa; Chordata; Mammalia; Chiroptera; Miniopteridae
Source: RefSeq, a predicted model, not a curated record